AUGCCUUCCCUAGCCGAUGAAUACUUAAUUGAUAAUCUAAAAAAGUACAAGACAGUACACUAUCAUAAUCAGCCUCAUUCUGUAUGGCAUCGUGUACUAGUUGCAAGGAGAUCAUCAGUCUUUGUUCUUUUGUUUCUCGGUGCUUUAGGAGAAUGGAGGGUUGUCUUGACCAAAAGGUCAUCUAAACUAAGAAACUUUCCGGGGCAUAUUUCAUUACCUGGUGGAAAGGCAGACACAGCAUUGGAAACCGAGUGGGAAGUUGCUAGGAGAGAAAUGUGCGAAGAGAUUGGAAUCGAAGCUAAUGAUGAUACUCUCUGGAAGAACUGGAGGGUUGCUAUAGAACGUGUUAAUAUUUUGCCAUGUUAUUUAUCAAGAACAUUCUCGGCUGUCAGUCCUUGUGUUGGAAUAUUGAGAUUUUCUAAGAAUAAAGGUGAAUCAGAAAUCAUAAACAAGCUAACUUUAAAUUUGAACCCAGGUGAGAGUUCUAAUAUAUUCUCCUGUCCGCUUAGAGAUUUCAUAUACCCAGCAGGUGAAGAUAAACCAUUGGAGUCCAUGGAAAGGUCAUAUAAUAAAGUUAAAUGGGGUGGUAUACCCUGGAAUCUAAGAUCUUAUGUGUUUCUUCAAGAUGUUCCAAAUGAGGUACAGUGGUUAAGGGACAUUAAAGAUUUGUCUGCUUCAGAAGAUGAGAGUCAAAAUGACUCUGAUGAUAUCGGUCACAGUAACAAACCUAAAAAUCGGAAGGUUCGCUUAUCAUCUUGGGGUAAUUUAGGCUCGCGUCGACACUCCGAGACGAAUGAAAAGGUGUAUGACGUAUGGGGCUUAACGGCCAACAUAUUGCAUGAUUUGGCUAGCAUAAUCUACACAGGAAAAGCAGAUAGUGUAGUUGGAGAAGAGGAAUUAAUUUAUAGUAUUUGGGAGGAAGGCAAUCUAAUGAGAACCAAGGAAAGGUCAGAAGCUGAGCAAAAAUUAAUCCGUGCGGGACCCGGUGAUCCUUUUGGAUUUAACAGUAUACUUCCUAGAACAGAAUUCAACAGGUUGAAGAAUAUAUACAAAUUAUGA
Messenger RNA from Priceomyces carsonii, 1059 nucleotides. RefSeq names its product 8-oxo-dGTP diphosphatase (gene PCD1). Gene Ontology annotation, molecular function: coenzyme A diphosphatase activity. The record is from RefSeq and is a predicted model, not a curated record. Bases 1 to 1059 code for a protein of 352 amino acids. The transcript has a single exon. Gene Ontology annotation, biological process: coenzyme A catabolic process. NCBI's taxonomy places the organism in Eukaryota, Fungi, Ascomycota, Pichiomycetes, Serinales, Debaryomycetaceae.